Messenger RNA from Falco peregrinus (peregrine falcon), 2325 nucleotides. RefSeq names its product armadillo repeat containing 6 (gene ARMC6). The transcript is spliced from 8 exons. Gene Ontology annotation, molecular function: protein binding. Lineage: Eukaryota; Metazoa; Chordata; Aves; Falconiformes; Falconidae. Gene Ontology annotation, biological process: hematopoietic progenitor cell differentiation. The coding region runs from base 402 to 1805 and encodes 467 amino acids. The record is from RefSeq and is a predicted model, not a curated record.
CGACGGCGCGGUAAGCAGAACAGGAGCGGCUCGCUGCUUCCCGCGCCGUCGGCGGGGCCGCGGGGCACCCGCUACCGCGCAGGCCGGGCCCCGGAGCGUGCGGCGUAGUGCGCCUGCGCGGGAGGCGCGGCCGCAUGCGCAGUUGGAUGCGGCGGGAUCUUUUUCGCGCCGCGUUUUUUGGAGUGAGGGGUGUUAGCGCGACUAUUUGCACUGGCGCAUGCGCACUGGGAGGGCUGGGUGGUGGAGGGCGGGGCCGUUCCCGCCCCCUGCGUAUGGUGGCCGAGUGGUGCCAGCGCGGUGAGCCCGCGGCUCUUUGUCAGGCGGGAGGAGCCCGUUGGGGAGCGGCGCUGCAGGCGGCGAGGGACCCAGGGUAAGGAGGCGGUUUAUCCCAUUCGAGUAAAAUGGGAUCGAAACAGAUUGCGCAAGAAACGUUUGAUGAUGCAGUGCAAGAAAACAUUACAGAAUUUGAAAUGGAUCCAGAAGAAGCUGUGAGAGAAGCUGUGCAGCAGUUUGAGUCCCAAGGUGUUGAUCUAAGCAAUAUUGUGAAAGCUGUGCGACAGCCUGCCUCUGAAAACGGUCAAAAGCAAAAGCAUGAAAUUUUGCUGACUUUAGAUUCCCUUGGGAGAGCUGUUGCUGACUCUGAUCUCGCUGAGAUGGCCGAGCAGCUAGUGGUCUUCACUGAUCAGUGCAAAGAACAGCUGGCUUUCCGCUACCUGGCUGGGCAGAAUGGUGCCUAUUCUGUGGUGUUCUCUGCCUGCCAGUUGGCUUCAGGAGACAGAAAUUUAAUGCUGAAAGCCUUUUACACUCUGUCUGCCAUCUUGGAUGGGCAGCCAGACCUACUUGACUCUGCUGGCCAGGAUCUGCUGUUACAAACUCUGCAAGAAUAUAGGGAGGAUGCAGAAAUGACACUGGCUGGGAUCCGAUGCAUUCGGCAUGCCUGUCUGAAACACGAGCAGAACCGUCAGGACUUCGUGAAAGGUGGAGUUCUGCCACUUCUGACUGGAGCUAUAGUCCAGCACGGAGACAGUGCUGAUGUUGUCCGAACAGCCUCCUCGGCACUCAGGAUCAUGACGUUUGAUGAUGACAUCCGUGUGCCCUUUGGUCAUGCUCAUGAUCAUGCUAAAAUGAUAGUGCUGGAAAAUGAUGGGUUAAGAGUCCUCAUUGAAGCUGCAAAAGCAUUCACAGAUAACUCCAGUGUUCUCAGUGAACUGUGUGCCACCCUUUCUCGCCUUUCUGUCAGGAAUGAAUUCUGUCAAGAAAUUGUGGACCUUGGCGGCUUAAAUUUUAUGGUGGCUCUGCUGGCUGACUGCAUCGACCACCCGGAUGUGGUGAAGCAGGUGCUGAGUGCCAUCCGAGCAGUUGCUGGUAAUGAUGAUGUGAAAGAUGCCAUUGUUAACGCUGGGGGAACCGACCUCAUUGUGCUUGCUAUAAGCCAUCACCUUGCCAACGCUCAGAUCUGUGAGCAGGGUUGUGCAGCCUUGUGCAUGUUGGCUUUGCGCAAACCUGAGAACUGUAAUGUCAUCAUGGAAGGUGGAGGGGCGUUGGCAGCUCUUCAGGCUAUGAAAGCACACCCACGGGAAGUGGCUGUACAGAAACAGGCUUGCAUGCUGAUCCGCAACCUGGUCUCCCGGAGCCGGGACUUUUCUCAGCCCAUCUUAGAGAUGGGAGCUGAGAACCUAAUCACAGAAGCUCGUGCAGCACACAAGGACUGCGAUGAUGUGGCCAAAGCUGCGCUGAGGGAUCUUGGCUGUAAAGUGGAGCUCCGAGAGCUGUGGACAGGUCAGAAGGGAAGCCUAGCUCAGUGAAUCGUCACUCCACUGAGCAGUGGAGCUUCAACACAUCUAUGUAUGUGAAGUCUAAGGGGGGAAACCAAGUGGCAUGAAUUAAUUUGCAGUUACAUUGAACUGAAAUAUCUGAAGCAAAUGCCUGGCUUGUGAGGCUGCAGUGAACUUUGUAUUGGGAGCUACAGCUGAAAUGGCUUUAUGCAUUCGCAGGCUGCAAAUCAACUCUGUGUAGUAACAUUCCCCGAAUCAUCUAAUGCCUGAAGAUGAUUUGCUUCCCCCUGUUGUUAUGUAUGUUCCCCAUGUACAGAACGGGGUCGUUCCCACGUGCUCUGCUCUAUACAGUAAGAGCAAAAGUGGCUCUUUUCUGAUAGGAGUUUGGUAUGUACUGUGGCAGCUGGUUCAGAUUUGUUCCUCUGCUCUCUGCCAACGGAGGCUAGCAGUCUGGUCUGGUAACAGGAUGGAUGAGGAGGAAUCCCAUCGCUUAUGAAUGUGUUCUGUCCUCUUGUACUGUUCUACUAACUGUCAUUUACUGCUGACCAUA